Molecule: messenger RNA, 3247 nt
Organism: Bactrocera neohumeralis
Lineage: Eukaryota; Metazoa; Arthropoda; Insecta; Diptera; Tephritidae
Product: transmembrane protein 170B
Exons: 2
Coding region: 1068-1460 (130 amino acids)
Source: RefSeq, a predicted model, not a curated record
CUCUUUAAGCGAGAAGAAGAAGAUGUACAAUAAUUUUCUUUGUUAUGGACGAAGCGAUUUCUAUUAGAAAUUUAAUAACUUGCACAGAAAAUUAAAUUUGGUCGCGACUUUCGAAAAAAUAAAGUACUACAACAGAUUUUCUACUAUAGUGACUGACAAGUAUUUGCAUACCUAAAUAGUGUUAACGCAAUUAGGAUGGUUUUGAAGCAAAUCUGAACAAACGGGCGGUGUACAAUAAAGUGAGUGGAAGUAGGGAGUAAUGGUUUGCAAUUUGGAAAUCGAUUAGUAUUUUUGGAAAACUGAAUUAAAAAUGUGCAUUUAAAUUAUAACCAAUAGCAAUGUUUAGAAAUAAAAUCAAAUCGGCUAAAGAUGUUCUUUUCGGGCAACAACGUGGAGAUUCACACGCAUAAUUGUAGGACGCAAACUAAUUGUAUGUGGGAAAGCAGCUGUCGAAGACAUUGAAUGUGGGGCUGAUUAAAAGGUUUAAUAAUGCGAUUAAAAAUAUUCCGCCAUGCUAAAGCCUUCCAUGACAUCUUUAAUAUAUCAGCACGUUUGCUAACAUCGAAAUUACGACCUAUAAGUGAUCGCAAAAAAGUUUACAUGAAAAUGUUGGCAACCAAGUGAAUUAAAGCCUAUCGACAGUGUAGAGAUGGAAUCAUUACAUGAAUAUACCAGUAAUGGCGAGAUUUGCACUAGUUAAAAGCGGCACCGCAGAGCGACUUUAUCAAAUAGCUACAUCCAUACUUGUACUCCCGCCAAAGUGGUACAUCAGCAAAUAAGUUUGUGAUAUUUUCGUCUAUUACACAUAAGUACGAUUCAAAUCGAGUAAAAAUUAAAACAAAAACGACAAAUACAACCAAGAAAAAAUACAACUAUAACAAAUUAAUUAACGACGCCGUAUUUCAACAUAAAUAUACUCUAUAUCGAAGUUAAUCAAGUACUUUACAAACAUAAACAACAUCGAUCAGUAGCCACCGUUCAACUUUACCUAUAAGUACACGCCUCUUACGUUCAUUUCUACCUAUAACCUCGCCACCGCCGUCAACACGUCUACCAUUCAGCUUGUAAUGUUGUCCGACGCUGAUGACACCGAUGAGUUGGACACCAUUGCCGAUGUUAUGGGUUUGCGCUCACUAAAUGGCCUCAAUACAUUUCGUGAAAUGUGGUAUCACAUAUUUCUUUGGGCGCUCUUCUCCUCCAUUUUCAUACACACAUGCGCGGCUUUGGUUGCUUUUGUGACCCUACGCAAACAUAAAUUCGGACGCUUCUUUUCUAUACUAAUUCUAGUAAUGGGAUUUUUAUCGCCUGCCAUGAGUGGCAUAGUAAGUAGCGCAGUGAUAGCAUUCGUGCAUCGAGCCUCCAGUCUGCCAAUGUCGCCAAUAUAUGCAAUGGUGUGGGGUGUAGGCCAAACGAUAGUGUCAGCGUGCUUAGGUUUUACACGAAUUUUGGCUACACUAUAGAAAUGUGGCGGACGCUUAAAACGGGGGGAUGUAUGGCAAAGUGAGUGAAUGACUGACAGACGGACAGUUCCAAAUACACAUACAGACACACACGUAAAGUCUUAGUGAUAAUCGCAUAGAGUUUAAGUAAAAAAAUAAUUAUUACGAUUGUAAAGAAUAAUAAAAUAAUAAUGUAUAUUUAUAGUUACAAGAUUACCAGUCCAUAAAUGUUCAUAUAAUGAUAAUUUAUAUUCUACAUGUGUUUAUGUAAUAAGUUUUCUAACAAAAAUAUGUUUUAGUUAUCCAUUAUUCUCUUUAUAUCUAUAUAUACAUUACAUCUGCUUUAGUUUAAUAUUUGCUUUAUUGACUAUUUAUCGAAAUUAUAUACACCAACAAACAAAUAAAUUAAAUAAAUCUUAAAUACAAGUAUUCGUAAAAGCAUUCAUUCAUUAAAAGGAAGAACACUUUACAUGCAUCAUUAGUCAGUAAGCGAAAUACGGUGAUUCAUGAGCACAUGCAAACAUUGUAAAAAUUAAAACUAAAUGAAUUACUCACUACUCAUACUAAAAUAUAACGUACAUAUAUAAUUGGGCUUUUUAAAUUAUAAUAAAAUAUUACAAACUACCGGAGUGAAACCCAUGCCAUGCUACAUGCCAACGAACUUAAUUUUAACUGUCUAAAAAUUUGUACAAAUUUUCGGCCAAUUAGUGUUAUAUAAAUAUUUCCUUAAAAUGCUAGAAAAAAAGUAAUACAUAUAAAACUUCACUUAUGACAAAAAUAUUGGAACGUAGCUUAAUGUUUGCAUUUACAUAACUGUUAAUUACAUUUCAAGUCAAACGGUUGGCUCACAUAUCAAGUUGAAAUUAUCUCACAUUACGUUUUUAUUUGGACAGGUUUCAGUAAUUUAAACAAAACGGCGAACUAAAUCAUUUUCACAUAUUCGUGAUUCUAGAAAGAGUGAUGACUUCCCUUAUUAAAUACGUGUUCAUGAAAUUUUUAAUUUGGUUUAUUAAAAAUCAGUUGGAAAUUAUUUCAUUACUUUAGUGAUUAUCUUUUAAUUUAUUCCUAUUACCAAUACGUUCGUAUGUCGCGUACUUUUCCUGUGUAUGUACGUAUGUAUGGUUUUUUAAACAAUAUCGAUUCACAUUUGCCAAAUAGAAAAGAAAUGGCAUGUCCAAAAAAAAGUAAGAACAAUCACAAUAUUCGCUAAGAUUUUAAAACUCAAUUAAUAUCGAAAUAUGUGUACGUAAACUCCAUAGAACAGUUAUUUUAUUCUUUAUAAAAUUUCGUAAUUGACAAAAAUAAUAACAAUUAAAAACAUUUAUAAUUCGGAUGAUUUAAUUAAUGCGGGCAAACGCUUAGGGACAAAAGUAAUAAAAAAAAAAAAUUAAAAAAUAAAUUUUGUUGGCGAACCGUCGUGUCCACAGCGUUUUGAAUGUACAAUUUGUCAAAUUACUUAAGCAAAUAUAUACAUACAUAACUACAAAAAUGAUAGAAAAAAAUUAGUGAAUAUUGUAUAACAAAAUUACGGAAUAUGAAAAUAUGUGAUUUUUAAUUAUAACUGAAUAACAAAUACUAUUAGCAAUUGUGCAUAAUUAACCAAAUAAUAUUCUAAUUUACGAUAUUAUAUUUAAUAAUUAUACUUAUAAAUAUUUAGUGCUAGGCCUCACCUUAGACCAUAUAAAAUUGAUGAACAAAUGACUAAUUAAACACAUAAACAUAUAUUGAAAAAGCCUAAUUUAUGUAUAAUAAUAAUAUAUAACGUUAAGGAAUAAACAAUAAACAAGUGGUAAAAAAAUAUUAUAUAA